AUGGAUCCACACUGUGCAUCAUUCAACUAUUACACAUGUACAUGUAGCCACGUUUGUCAGUUGAGCAAUGCUACUCAUUCUCAAAGCCCUGAUGACUUCAUUGAGCUGCAAGGAGUUGAAUACUAUGAUGGCUACUUGGAAACUCCUUCCCUUUUGGCAACAGGCUCUGAACAGUUUAGUAGUUGUCUGAAGUUAUACCAGGCUGGCAGCUGUCAGAGUGGCAUCUACACCAUCUACCCUGCUGGUCUGACUGAAGGAGUGAAGGUCUACUGUGAUAUGGAGACAGAUGGAGGAGGCUGGAUUGUGUUCCAGAGGAGGCAAGAUGGAUCAGUUGACUUUUACCGUAAUUGGGCAGAAUACCAAUCUGGGUUUGGUGAUCUCUCCACUGAGUUCUGGCUCGGUAAUGACAUCCUACGUGACCUUACUGAUUCAGGACAAUGGCGAUUAAGGGUAGAUAUGGCUGAUUGGGACGGAAAUACAGCUUGGGCCAGUUAUGAUGAGUUUGCUGUAUCAGGUGAUAAGUACACUCUCCAUGUUGGCUACUACGAUGGCAACAGUUCCGCAGGUGAUUCAAUGGCGUAUCAUAAUGAUCAUUCCUUCAGUACAAAGGAUCAGGACAAUGAUGCUUGGGUUGGUAUAGACUGUGCACAACGUGACCACGGAGCAUGGUGGUUUAAAGCUUGUAGUCAUGCACAUCUGAAUGCCGGUUACUACCAUCAUACUCAUGCGCACUAUGCAAAAGGUUUGCUUUGGGCUAACUGGACUGGUUACUUAAGUUCCUUAAAGACCUGUUCUAUGAAAAUAAGAGAAGUCGUGUAA
Molecule: messenger RNA, 819 nt
Organism: Asterias rubens (European starfish)
Lineage: Eukaryota; Metazoa; Echinodermata; Asteroidea; Forcipulatida; Asteriidae
Product: ryncolin-1-like
Exons: 1
Coding region: 1-819 (272 amino acids)
Source: RefSeq, a predicted model, not a curated record